Molecule: messenger RNA, 6795 nt
Organism: Limulus polyphemus (Atlantic horseshoe crab)
Lineage: Eukaryota; Metazoa; Arthropoda; Merostomata; Xiphosura; Limulidae
Exons: 18
Coding region: 400-3795 (1131 amino acids)
Source: RefSeq, a predicted model, not a curated record
ACCUGUUAACUUCUGUUUCCAGACUGCGUGCAGUUACUAGUCAGUAAUCGGGUUACUUAUUAUUGAUUUCGUUCCAAAGUUUUAUCUACGUUUUGUUCUUAAUGAUAAGAGCAAAAGAGGUUUGAUAAAUGAUUUUCUCACGAGGUAAAUUUUAGUUGAAACUUCACAGUGUGUCCAAAAUACCUUGGCGUUGUUGUUGAUCCAGCUUUCUGAGAUAACGAUGAAAUCGUGUAACGUGAGCAGGUAAUGAACACCUUCACUGGGACAGAGAUGAUAAAGCAUUGAAACGGUAAAGUCUACGUAGUUUGGUUUCUUCCAUCGACGUCGUUGUUAAAUGUACUACAAUCAUAAUUACCAAGUUAAAUGUACUUGCCAAGCGUCAGUCACUAAAGCGUAAAGAUGUCUGGACCAGGCUUAGAUUUUAAUACUCUUCAAGAGAUAAUGCAGAGUGACGAUGACGAAUUUGAAAGAGCUGUCAACAAGAUGAACAUGAGGGAACUUUUGGACCUGGUUACUGGUCUCCAGAAUGCCAUGGCACAGGAACAGCAACAGUUCGAUCAACUGAGCCUGCAGCUACACAUGUACCCAGACUCCUCCAGUGAAGAGCAUCAAAGGAUUUCCAGCGCCAUGUGUUCGUCCCAGAUGCGGCUAGCCUGCUUGUGUACACGAAACAUGCGGUGCUUCACACAGCAAGCCAUCCGUUCUAAAGAAGAUCAGCUUCUCAUCACCAAAUCUGAUUCUUCUGAAGACCUAACGCGCGACAACCCAACCAAAGAAAAUACACCAGUUUAUGAAGAAGUUUCUGAUAACCAGGUUUCCGUCCAUUCUAGUGGUUUUAGAGAAAGUCUUGAGUUCUUCCAAAGCCAAAUAAAGAGGAAUGUUAAAACGGAAGGAAAGCAAGAAAAUUCUUCUGUUUCUUCCUCAAGCAGGUCUGAAUUCGUUGUGAGAAAACCUACAGAAAAAUCUGUCAGUAGAAAUAGUUGUCAGUCGGCACCUUCUACCAACGUAGAUAGCAUUCUACAGAGUGUAAGACUCAUUCGCGCAACUCAGUUCAGUGGUGGUGGCAAUGCCCCUUGUAGUGAUUCAGAACAGUCAGAUAAAGAAAAUCUUUCUCCCGAUGAACCAUCAAGCGUAUCGAAACAAUCUAUUGAAUUAACCCCUUUUGCCAUGCUCCAAAAGACUCGCCGGCCUGGUGCUGUUAACCAUUCGUUAGGAAAAUCUUCAUGUGCUGAAGAUCUACGGUGUGAUGCAGGAGAAACUCCAGAAAGACGUCCCGAUGUGGAAUCCGAUCUCGAUUCCCAGGACUUUGUGGUGCAUAAUAAUACAUUUUAUGGCCAAGAUAUUGCCGAAGAAUUAUUGGAGGAUGCUUACAGCUCAGUUAAUGAAGAUGGAGAACAACAUGAAUAUCACGUGCAACAUCCAGACGACCACGUGCAAGCGCCAGACACUCCUUCUCCCGAUUAUGAUAGUUCAGAAGAAUACAAUAUUAUAAGUGGUACAGAUGGUGAACGCGAUCCUUUCUAUGACGAGGACGACAAUGACUUUAUUGAUAAUAGUGCAUCUUAUCUUACUGACCCUCGACGCUAUGUAUAUUAUGCGGAUGAAAAAGAAUUAGAAGUUAUACCUGAAGAAGAUGAAGAAGAGUUUGAAGAUGAAGAUAUAGAAACAAGUGGUGAAGUGCAUUCAGAUUACUGUGAAGGGAGUAGCUACAAGGAAGACACAUAUAAGGAAAAUAAUUGUGGUGAGAGUGAUUCAGGGGUGACUGAUGGCCAUCACAGUAGUGUAGCAGAAGAUGAAGUGAAUUCUGACAAGGGGAGUGCAAGCACUGCAGAUUCAGACAGUGCCCAAGGAUCCUUGUGGCCAGACUCCACUGCUGGAUCUCCAUCUGUUAUUGAAAAACCUACAUACAGAGCCAGCAUAGACUUGCAAUCCCCUGAAUUACCAGAGCACAACAGUAAUAUUGAGAACUCUCUUAUAAAAAGUAGUAGUUUUGAAACUAAACAUCAUGAACUAGUUGAACUUCCUAUCUCCCAAAUGAAUAAUAUUAACACUGAAGAUUAUUUCCCCAAGAGAGGCACUGUUGAAGCUAGGCUGAAACAGCUCGAAAUAGGCAGUGGUAAGAGAAAUAUCAAAGAAGGUUCAAAAGAUGCUAUGGUUAUAUUAUCUGAAUUCAGACACUCUGUUCCAGAUGUUGUUGAAGACACAAGACGUUCCAGGAGCUCUACAAUAAAUUGGGAUCCAACUGAUCUUCUGAUGGAACUGUAUAAAAUAGAAAUUUCUUCACAGGAUAGACAAGAAAGUACUACUUACGUAAACACUGAAGGUUACCUGGAGAAACUUCCCUCUGGUAGAAAAAGUGUUACUUAUUGGAACCCCUGGAAACGAAAGUACUUCUGUGCAAGGGAUGGGUUUCUCUGUUCAUAUGAUAGUAUCCAAUCAGAAAAGCCUAACCAAAAGAUACAGCUCAUGGGAGGUGUUGUAGAAGUCCUGGACAAUAAUGUUAUAGGUAUUGAUGACAAGAAAGGACACUAUGUAGUUGUAAGGUGUCAAGAUGAAGAAGAAACUGAAGACUGGUUUCGAUCACUUCAGACUCAAUGUCGUGAAAACUUUAAUAUGACCUACAUUCAACCUGUUCGUUAUCCAUUGAAAAGCCACAAGGAUGUGAUAAUUGUUGAUUUGGGAAGCUGUUCAAUUCGUGCUGGUGUUCUCAUGGAUCAUCCCACAUUGCCUCAAGUUUUCUUCCCAACCAUCUGUGCAACAGACAAAUACUAUAGUGAGAAUCAGGUAUUUGGAAUAGAGGCUUUGAAACCUAACAUACGCUGCUCAUCUAAUUUAUCAUUUCCAGUCUCACAAUCUGCAAAAAUUACGAAGUAUACCAUGGAUGUGGAAAAACUUUCAGGGCUUUUCAAGAAGGUCUUUCAAGAGUUAAAUGUCGACCCAAGAAAGUAUAAGGUUCAAGUAUGUGUACCUCGUAGUUUUAGUAUUCAAACUCAAAGUGCCAUUCUCAAGACACUUUUUGAAGAAUUUGGCGUAUGUGGAGUCAACUUAACUCAUCAGGCAAUCUUAUCUUUAUAUGCCUACAACAGUACAUCAGGAAUUGUUGUUGACAUUGGAGAUCGAAUGGACAUUGUUCCCAUUACUUAUGGAUAUAUUGUUGAAAGUGGUGUUACAAGGUUACCAUAUGGUGGGCAACGUAUGCUUCAUCAUCUCAGACAUGCGCUGACACAGAAACAUGUUAGUCUGAUAAGUGACAUAGAAGCCUACAUUAUACGUUAUGUUCAAGAAAAAGCCUGCUUUGUGUCUCGUGAUUACAAGAAAGAUUUGGAGAAUUUUAGAGAAAACCUAGAAAGUAUUGAGAAAACCCUGACUGUGAAACAGUUCUUCCAGACAGAAUGCCCAACGGAAAGUAUCUCUAUAGACAUUGGGAGAUUUCAAACACCAGAGGGCCUCUUUACCCCAGAAUUGUGGGGUUUGGAUUACCCAGGAAUCCAUAAAUUGGUACACCGUGCCUUUCAAGAGUGUAGCAUGGACAUUCGCCGAGAGAUGGUUAGAAGUAUCUACCUUAGUGGUGGAGUGACAUUAUUACCAGGAUUUGCAGAGAGGCUUGAAACAGAGAUAGACAGACUAACUCCUCCAGCAAUAGUUCCCAAGGUACAUGCCUCGCCUCAUCGUUACCACAUGGCUUACCUUGGUGCUUGUCGAUUGGCUGCCUCAGAUGGAUUUCAUGAAGCAUGUGCAAGUAAAGAGGAAUGGUCCAAAAAAGGUUCAGAGUGUUUAAAGCGGUGGCAUCUGUAAAAUGUAAGAAAUACUGUUUGGAACUAAGAGAUAAAUAAUGAGGGAACUUACGACUACUGGAUACAAAAGGAUGUAUUUUUAGAAGUGUUUAACAUUAGACAAAGAUAUCAGGGAAGAUAUUACUUUGAGAGAAAAUAAUAACUGUUAAAAGACAGACCAAAAUAUUUAAAACUUGGAGGUAUUAUUUUAUUUUUGUAAUCCUGAAGGAAGCAGAGUAUUGGGUCCAUUUUUUUAUACAAUUCUAGUGCCAAUAUUUCUUCCAUGAUAAUUUAAAAUUCCUGCCACAAAGAAAUUGAAUGAAAUAUGCUUGUAUAUAUAAAUGUCUAUACCUGUCUUAUAUUUAUACUGGGAAUGAGGGACAGGAUCUAUCUUUAAAAAGAGGGAAAAUCUUCAGACGUUAUAAAUUUUAGGCCAUUGUUACAAGAAGGUGGUCUAAGAAAGUGUAAGGCCUUUGUAUAUAGUUCCAAUUUCAAAUGUUUGAUCUUUGAUGUAUUUUAUUAACAUGCUCUAAAUUGAUUUAUAAAAGGAAAUAAUGGAUUUUUAUAAAGCAACCCAGGGUAACAAAAGUUGUGUCAAGAUGUUAGCUUGGAAUUAAAAAAGUUAUAUUAGUACAUUAUAAUAUAAUAUAAACUGUAGAUUAUUACUGCAUUGGAAGUACAAAUCAUAACUUAUUAUUUAGCAGGAUUGUGAGUAACCUGUCUGGAAAGGAGGUCACUUAUUGAAGCAUAUCAGCAUAAUUAGAAAAUAUUAUCAUACCUAACAUGCAUCUUAAAUUGUGAUCUGCUCAUGUAUAUACUACCUAGAAGUUAACUGGUUGCAAGUUUUUGUUUUUAUUAAUAAUCAUUCCAUUUUAUAACUUAUAAAGAAAUGACAGAUUUGGUUAUCAGCUUUGUUGAAAGGUUGUAAAUACGUUUGGUUUAGCCUUGUACCUCACAGUAAUACUAAUACAGCAUUCAUAUCUCUUUAAAGCUUAAGAUUAAUUGGGUUUGGCUGUUUAGCAGUUUAUUUUGUAUUAAAGGAAAGAAUUCUUUAUUUGAGUGGAUAAUACUUGAUGUUUUAAAUUUGAUGCAGUGCAAGAUUCAUAUAUUACUUUUACUUUUGAAUUAUCAUAAAUAUGAUGUGAUGUAUUCACAUGCAACAAGGUUGUAAUUGUAAGGUAAUAUGUCUUUGCUUACUUGGGUGCCUUUAAUUUGUUGUUCUGGCAAUCCCUGAUAUAUUUUGUUAUAAAUUAAGUUCUGUAUAAUAGUGGUUUAUUUUGUGUAUUAAGUAUUUUCAAGGUGAAUUUGAAAAUUGUUUUAAACAACUAAUAAAUACUGUGUUAGGAGAUGAGUAGAUAUUAGAGCUUCUUUCCCUUAAUUAAUUAGAAGCUAAUUUCUUGAUUGGUUACUUUAUAUAUCUGUGUACUAAGGAAAAUCAAACUUAAUCAUUCCAGUUCAAGUAGCAAAUGCUGCUGACAUUAACGUUGCAUUCCUUCCUCCUUUGCAAAGAAAAUAUUUUUAAGCUGUUUACUCGUACUUAAGAUUAUUUUAGUAACCAUGAUCAAUUGAAUGUAGUUGGUGGUUUACACAUUGAACAAUACAUUUUUCAAGAAAGGCUAAGCAACACAGAAUACAAUAUGAUAAAUAAUUGCAAAGUUUCUUUUUGCAUAGUAGUUUUCAGUUUGAUACGGUAAACCAAGCUCCACAUGAUUAGGUAACAUUUUAAAACUUGUUUAAUUUUCAAAAGCCUGAACUCCUAAUGAAAAGUCAUUUGGCAUAAUCAGUGUAGCAGGCUAAGUAAAAAAUUCUAACUUAUUAUUGGUUAACAAGAUUGUGUAACCUGUCUGAAAAGAUGAUCACUUAUUGAAGCAUACUUAGAAAAUAUCUAAAGGAAUGCAGAGUUUGUUUUUAGAGAAGGAUUUCACAUUCCAUAAAAGUUUUCAAAAUAAUCAAUUGCAAAUAAUGAAAGAGCUAUUCAAUAAGAUUUUAGGUAUGGUGUAAAAUCAACAAAAACAAUGUAGUGAUAAAUAACAAUCAAAUGUGAUGUUUAAUGAGGGAUAGAUUUGCACUCAGUAAAGCACAUAAACCACACCACUGUAUGAAAUUUUAUUGAAUGCUCUCUGGUGACCAAACUUAACUGAUUGCUACCCUUCAUUUCAUACAAAAGUAGGGAAUGCAUAUUCAAAUUGUGACAUUGUCCCAUUCUACUGUUUAAAGACAAAACAAAAAGAAGUAAUACUUAAGGGAAACGGAUUUAUUGAAAUAUGCUGGAAAUUGUUUGUGUUCAAGAAUUUUGGAAACAUUAAUUUCAAUUAGUAAAGAAAGAACUAGAGAAUUGGUUGAAUAAAUUAACAGUUGUUCUGUACUUUAAUAUCGAGAGUCUCAAUUAAUGUGCUUUCCCUGCAUGCUUGGUUAAUGUUUCCAAUACUUUUAAUGUGAUUCUCUUGAACUAUGUAAGCUUGAUUAAAACAUAAGAGCUUUGCAUAUUUUUUGAUCUGAAGAAUUUCCAAAAAUCCAGUCUUUCUUCAGUUCGUAUCGUACAUCAUCUUUACUGAAGUUGACAGAAGACAAUAAAUGUACUUUUUUAAAGUUUCAUGGCAAAGGGUAAACAAGUUAUACUCACUGUUUGCUAUUCAGGAAUUUUAAGAGUUGCAGGAAUUAAUUUCUAAAUAAUAUAUUUUUUUAAUGUGUGUGUGUGUAUAUAUAAGAUUUGGGAUACAUGCUUCACAUGAAUUUUGUUAUAAUUUAUAUUCUGUACAAAGAAAUAUUGUAGUAACAUUUUCUUUGAGACUCGUAAGUGUAAUAAAAGCAACAAACUACAAGUUUACUUCAUGUUGACAGUUUAUUAUUAUAUUAUCUAGCUUUUGACUGUUAUAUUAAAAUUCACACAGGUGGUAAUACACUAAUAAACUGUUACUGUGGAGUAAGUAGGCAAACGGAAGCCUGCUGUUGCUUUACCAACGCUAAUUUCAAGUGAUAUUAAACAAAAAAAAAAGUAUCCAAGUAAAAGAAGUGACUAGAU